UUCACCGGUUUCCUUCUCUCUCCUCUUAGGAGCUUCUCCUUCCUCUCCAGAGAGCUCCGCUGGAUUUCUUCCGUCACAAACGCAGGCUCUACACACGUCUCUGCCUGUCCCUGGACAGGGAGGGCGACGGAACCCCACAGCAGUACCUUGUUCCCAAGGCUGCAAUUUCUGCAGAAGUGGCCCGGGGACUUUCCUCAGUCGGAAGAAUAAAUUGACCAGCGCACUCCAUCCCGUGUCCCACAGUUUUGGUCACCAGAAGAGGUAGAUAGGAGAAAGGAGUGGCAGACAUCAGGGAAACGAGAGGGAGCGUGCGACAGAAAAGGAAAAACGCGUGGCAGAGGUGAUUCGAUUUACGAACCAUCCAGAAAGGGGCCAACUUUCUUCUUGCUCCGUCGGUGUGUAGGCGACAGAGGGAAAAACCCCAACUUGGGAACCUGCUGUCGACGUCUGUGACAGAAGCAAGAGAGUCGUGGGUUUGGGUAUCCACGAAAAAGAUGACUGAACAAGGGUAUUCGUAACAGUGUUUUGAAUCGCCUGCGUUCUAACGCGUCUGGAUGUUUCUAGAACAGCAGAGGAUUUUGAUUAAGUUCAGAGAGUCGGUUUAAAUUCAAAAAACGCAGAGAACUACACGAAGCAGAAGAGUCCCUUUUGUGGAUGCAGCAAAUCUCCAGCGUCCCCUGUGAAGAACAGCAGACAAGAGCAAAAGGACAAGGAAGAGGAAGAUAACAAAGUCAGUUUUGGGGUUUUCUUCCAAAGGGCUUAUCACGGAUUAAAACCUCUCGAGAGUUAUAGCUAGGUAUUUAAAGCCUAGCCCCUUAGGUUUUCCCCAAACCCUAGCUGCGGUUACUUGGGAGAUAUCUUAGGAGAUAUUUUAGGAGCACUUCUAGUAACUGCUUUGCAGUUACUAGAUAUUCGGAUAGGGCUCAAUGGCCACUAUCCAACAUCUCCCACUUUUGUUUUUCUUAUCAUCAGAUUUGGGAAAGUGGGAAUCAUUGAUUUGAAACUGAUUGUAAUUGCAUCUUCUAUUAUUAUUGUAGUUGCGACCGCGACCGUGCCCGCAACCAUGACUAUGGUUAGGUUGAUGGAUUCACCAUAGCCAUAAGAGGAGGCAUGGGACUUUUGAGGGGAGUGAGUGUCAAAACUUUGAAGGAGUGGAACAACUUUUCAUAGGAUGGAGGAGGAGGUCGAAUCAUGGCAGCGUCAUUGCCCCCAAGCUGCGUCAAUCUUUAUUCAUCACCGAGUUUUCAGGAACUAUUGUUUUUAUUGACUAUUUUUCAAUCCAAAACUCUGGUUCUACUGACAUUACUCUGGUUCUACUGACAUUACGUGAGCGCGAAGGUAGGAGGGUGUCAGAGAGGCGCGGCCUUUCCCUCCCCCGCUACAGUCGCCGCCCCCAUCGCCACCAGUUGGCGGCCUGUUCGAUAUGCCGAGUGACGGAGUUCUGGCUGCAUCAGCCAUGCAGGAGAGCGAAGUGAGAGUGCGAGUGCGGGUGACGCAUGCAACAGAGCUGCGUCACCGGAUUCGGCGCCUCCUGUAUGCCGGAACCGACUUCAGGUCACUCAAACGAGAACCCCGUCAGAUUUUCCAGCAGCUGCGGCAUCGGGUAGCCGCCUUGAGGCCGAUGAGGAAAGAGCGGCUUCAUCUCCCGCCAGCGUUGUCAUGUUCUUCCUCGUCUUCGUCCUCUCCUAGUUCAGUGGCUUCCUCCGUCGGGUCGACGAAUGGGCGCAGGGCGAACCCGCAUGACGAGCUCCAGGUCCUCAACGGCAACCUGCGACUGUCCACGCAAUGGUUUGUGAGGAAGAAGCGGAGUCGCGAUCUCUCUUCGUGGAGCUUCAUUUCCGGGCCGUCGUCCUGUCCGCCAUCUCCCUCUUCCACUUCAUCAGAUCACCAUUUCAUCCCACUGAAGAGAAAAACACGGAGAACGUCUUCUGGGACGGCCUAUUCCGACGAUGCAGCUCUCUUUGGUUGUCCGUCUCUGGCAUCGGUGUCGUCGGAGAGGUCCAGUUGGUCAGCCUUUUGGCCCCGAGAGUGCGUUGCGUCGAGACGUGGCCGGGCGUUGAGGAGAAAGGCGGAGAAGCUUAUGUUUGUUCUGCACACUGUUGUCGGGUUGGGAGACGCUUCCUUCGCUUACUGCUCUGUCCCCGUCUGCUUAAGUCUCCUCAUGUGCCUCAUCCAUUCAUUAUCCUUUGUCCGCCUUCUCUUCGUCUGCUUCAUCGGCUUCAUCCUCCGCCUAACUCUGUCUGCGUGUUUGCAUGCCUCCAUCAGACGAUUCACCAUGGAUGUGAACUUUUUUGUAUGUCAACUGACAAGUUAUCUACUUCCCUUUCCUUUUCUUUUUUUUGUCUCUUCUGUUGAGAGUUGUUCUUUGUUCUCGUUGUUUUCUUUAAUAUGACAGAUAAACCAUGCAUAAAUCUGGGCGUCUUGCGGUGCAUUUUAUCAAUGUGAAAUUCUAAACCA
Nymphaea colorata (pocket water lily) is the source of this 2457-nucleotide messenger RNA. RefSeq lists its product as uncharacterized. The transcript is spliced from 2 exons. The coding region runs from base 1424 to 2392 and encodes 322 amino acids. NCBI's taxonomy places the organism in Eukaryota, Viridiplantae, Streptophyta, Magnoliopsida, Nymphaeales, Nymphaeaceae. The record is from RefSeq and is a predicted model, not a curated record.